CCUCCCCAAUUGUCGGUGCAAGUUGUCAACACCGGAGUCCGAGUAGCAGCAGACGAGAAGAGAGAGAGCCAUGGAAGAAGAAGAGCGAAGCUUAGAAAGCUUCCUGAAAUGGGCGGCGAAGCUCGGGAUCUCAGACUCUGCGUCAAAAAACCGCCAAAGCUCUUCGUCCUGUCUGGACCAAACUCUCUGCGUCUCACAUUUCCCUGGCGACGGCGGCAGAGGAUUGGCAGCCGCGCGUGAUCUUCGGCAGGGCGACCUAAUUCUCAGAGUCCCAAAAUCCGCCCUGUUUACCAGCCAAAGCCGACUCAAAGAUGAAGCGCUCUCUCUUGCUGUAAAUAACCACCCGUCUCUCUCCUCCACUCAGAUAUUGUCUGUCUGUCUGUUAUAUGAAGUGGGAAAGGGAAAGAGAUCUUGCUGGUAUCCUUACCUAAUACAGUUGCCCAGGAGCUACGACAUAUUAGCAAGUUUUGGUCAAUUUGAGACACAAGCCUUGCAAGUGAGUGAUGCUGUUUGGGCUGCUGAAAAGGCUAUUUCCAAAGCAGAAUUUGACUGGAAGCAAGCUAUUGCGCUUAUGAAAGGACUUGACUUAAAGCAUCAUCUCCUAACUUUUAGGGCAUGGCUUUGGGCUGCUGCAACUAUAUCCUCCCGAACAUUGCACGUACCAUGGGAUGAUGCUGGUUGUUUAUGCCCUGUGGGGGACUUGUUCAACUAUGCUGCACCUGGGGAGGAGGCCUUAGAUUCUGAAGAUGUCUUUGAAUUUGAGGAAUCAAGCAGUUCAGGAACUGGCUCUAACUUGAAAUUAAAAAUUUCAAGUAAUGAAGACACCACCACAGAACAAUUUCUUCUGGAGCAGACUGAUGCAAAUUUGCUGAGGUUAACAGACGGCAGUUAUGAGGAAGAUGUCUUUGCUUAUUGCUUCUAUGCCAGAAGAAACUACAAAAAGGGUGAGCAGGUACUCCUAAGCUAUGGGACAUUCACGAAUUUGGAGCUUCUUGAACAUUAUGGGUUUCUUUUAGAUCGAAACCCUAAUGACAAGGCCUUUAUUCCCUUAGAACCUGAAAUUUAUUCCUUGUGUUCAUGGCCCAAGGGCUCACUGUACAUUCACCAAGAAGGGAAGCCGUCCUUUGCCCUACUCUCUGCCCUGCGGCUGUGGGUAACCCCUCUGAACCAGAGGCGGUCCGUUGGGCACCUCAUCUAUUCAGGAUCUCAGCUAUCAGCAGAGAAUGAGAUAACUGUAAUGGAAUGGUUGGCCAAUAACUGCCAAGUUAUUUUGAAGAAUUUUUCGACAUCAAUUGAGGAAGACAAGUUACUGCUCUGCACAAUUGACAGAAUGCAAAAUUGUGGUACUCCAAUGGAUCUGGAGACCAUCCUAUCAACUGUUGGUGGUGAGGCUCGUACUUUCUUAGAGACGAAGGGACUGACAGAUGGAGAAAGUCGGGUAAAGUUAUUCCAGUCAAGGCAGAUUUGGAGAUGUGUGGAUAGAUGGAAAUUGGCAGUUCAGUGGAGACUUGGAUACAAGACAAUCCUAGCCAAUGGCAUUUCUUAUUGUAAUAAGGUAAUCAGUCAAUUUCCUUCUAAACAUUCCCAAUCCAUAAUAACCACAACUCAUCAUUCAAAAUGAAGCCUUUUCUUUUAUCUAUCAUUUUGUUUUGAUGAAGCAAAAGGAAGAAUGUGUAUAAAUACGACACUCCAGCAAAGCGGGACCUCGUCCCUAGUGAAUGCCUUUUUAUUUAUUUA
This is a messenger RNA of Diospyros lotus (date-plum), 1737 nucleotides long. Its product is annotated as protein SET DOMAIN GROUP 40. The transcript is spliced from 5 exons. The record is from RefSeq and is a predicted model, not a curated record. Gene Ontology annotation, biological process: peptidyl-lysine monomethylation. NCBI's taxonomy places the organism in Eukaryota, Viridiplantae, Streptophyta, Magnoliopsida, Ericales, Ebenaceae. Gene Ontology annotation, molecular function: protein binding; protein-lysine N-methyltransferase activity. The coding region runs from base 71 to 1621 and encodes 516 amino acids.